Molecule: messenger RNA, 1443 nt
Organism: Paramuricea clavata
Lineage: Eukaryota; Metazoa; Cnidaria; Anthozoa; Malacalcyonacea; Plexauridae
Source: the annotation of a GenBank genome assembly
GAGUUAAAACUCUCAGGAAGAUGGACGUCGCCGGGCGGAGAAGUAAAGUUAUUCACAGCUGAUACUGUGAGCUUGAAAUGGCACGGAAAAACCAUUAAAACUAUCACAUUGGCUGGAAAUUCGACUGAGACAUACGAAUUGUCUAAGAUUCUGACAUCUAUAUGUGAAAGUUCAGUCGAAAAUCAAGGCAGCAAUACAGAGAGAUGUCAAGACUACUUCGAUAAUGACGACAACACCGAAAUAAGCAUGGAUGCCACCUCAGGUAAAAGGCUUAAUACAACUGGUUUAUAUAUAUGCAAUGACCAAGAGUCAUUGGAGAACUCUUUUAAUAAAAGUGGCAAUACUAUAGCUGACGAAACCAACUCGGGGGAUGGCAUGCUUGAGAAUAUUGAGAAUAACAAGUUUGUUAUGACUGACGAAACCAACUCGGGGGAUGGCAUGCUUGAGAAUAUUGAGAAUAACAAGUUUGUUAUGACUGAUAAUUCAUGUCAGACAAAUAAUCAGACAGCGAAGGAACGCUGGGGUCUUAAUCAUUCAUGUACAUUGGAUCAAGUUACUACCGAUAUUGACAGUCUAACAUCUAAAAUGUCUACCCUUCAGUCGUCAGUUUUGUCUUUUGAAAAUGUACUCAAAGAUCAUGACACGAUAUUAUCUUUAUAUAAGAGAGCGGCGGAUUUAAACGAAAAAUAUUUAGUUGAAAUAAAUGAGAAAACAAGAUACAUAAAUUCUCUUGAACAAAAGCUAAUUAAAAUCGAGGAAGAAAGAGACUCUCUACAGCUCGCGACAAGGCUUAUUGCACAAGACAAACUUUGUCAACAUAGGGGUAAUAGUGUCAGUUGCCAGUGCCGCAAAAGCAACCCCGUACCAUGGCAAAAAAUUCCUAAUAGUAAUAAAAACUUUCAUAAAACUAACAGUGUAAGUCAACCACAAAUAACGUAUAAUAGAUAUGAAUGUCUAAUUGAUGAGGACGAAAUUGCUGAAGUUGUUCAGCCGGAACAAUCGGCACAAUGCCCACCGGAGCACACAAGCCAUCCUACUGGUAAUGAAUGUCUAAUUGUUGAGGGUGAAACUGAUGAAAUUGUUCAGCCGGAACAAUCAUCACAAUGCCCACCUGAGCACACGAACCAUCCCACUGGUAAUGUUUAUCAAAAUCCCAAUCACCCUGGAGACCAAAGUGCAAGACCGUGUGUUGUCUUAAUCGGCGAUUCUAUCAUUACAAACAUCAUUCCACAGAAGCUGUCGCAGAAAAGAGUGCAUAAAUUUACAUACCCAGAUAAAUCAGCGGACGAAAUAGAGUUUGAAAUACGCAAUAUAGAUCAAAACCUAGCGCCCUCUCAUGUUAUAUUGCACUGUGGAACAAACAAUCUUCCAACAGACGACCCAAAUGUUUGUGCAAGGCAAAUUUCCCAAUGCACAAAUCGGAGUGUCAACUAUCGCAUAUAG